Harpia harpyja (harpy eagle) is the source of this 3827-nucleotide messenger RNA. It is a transcript of the gene DUS2, whose product is annotated as dihydrouridine synthase 2. The record is from RefSeq and is a predicted model, not a curated record. Gene Ontology annotation, cellular component: cytoplasm. Gene Ontology annotation, biological process: tRNA dihydrouridine synthesis. Gene Ontology annotation, molecular function: tRNA binding; flavin adenine dinucleotide binding; tRNA dihydrouridine synthase activity. NCBI's taxonomy places the organism in Eukaryota, Metazoa, Chordata, Aves, Accipitriformes, Accipitridae. The transcript has 16 exons. The coding region runs from base 380 to 1801 and encodes 473 amino acids.
UGGUACCUCAGGAGGCGGCGACGGCCCCUUCACGUUCGCCCGUGCCGCGCCCCGCGGGAGCAAACGUAGCCCUGCGGGGCUCUGGCAGAGGCGGCCCGGCGCCCCUCGCUCCGGGGAAGGAGCCCGUUCGGCGGGGAGCACCCCCCCCCCGGGGCCGCCGGAGGCGCCCCGACGCCUCAGGGCGCCGCUGAGUUCUCUCACGGCUCCACGCAAGUGGCGCCAGGGCCGCGGGAGUUGAGACGGCAGUGGUGGAGCAGCCGGCCUGCCAGCUACCAAGGGAACCCUGUCAGGUUUGACAGGGUCGCGCACUCCCCCAGCUCCCCCUUCCCGCCAAAGGAAAGUUCUGGGCGUUUACGGAGGAAAGAAGAUCCUGGCUCCAAUGGUGCGAGUGGGAACAUUACCAAUGCGUCUUCUUGCUCUGGACUAUGGUGCUGAUAUCGUGUACUGUGAGGAGCUGAUUGAUAUAAAGAUGCUGCAGUGUAAGAGGGUUAUAAAUGAAGUACUUGAAACCGUGGACUUCAUUGCGCCUAAUGAAAGAGUUGUUUUCAGAACUUGUGAAAGGGAGAGGCACCGUGUUGUCUUUCAAAUGGGUUCAGCAGAUGCUGAAAGAGCUCUGGCAGUAGCUAAGCUUGUAGAGAGUGAUGUAGCUGGUAUUGAUAUCAACAUGGGAUGCCCAAAAGAAUAUUCUACUAAGGCAAGUAUGGGAGCAGCACUGCUAUCUGAUCCUGACAAAAUUGAGUCUAUACUGACUACCCUUGUUAAAGGAAUUUGUAAACCAGUAACCUGCAAAAUCCGCAUUUUGCCCUCAGUUGAGGAUACUGUGAAUCUGGUAAAGAGAAUAGAAAAAACUGGUAUUGCUGCCAUUGCAGUCCAUGGAAGGAAGAAGGAGGAGAGGCCUCAGCACCCUGUCCACUGUGAUGUGAUCAAAGCCAUAUCUGAAGCAGUCUCCAUUCCAGUAAUAGCAAAUGGAGGAUCUCAUGACUUCAUCAAAGAAUAUAUGGACAUUGAGACCUUCCAGAAAGCAACAGCUGCCUCAUCAGUAAUGAUAGCUCGCGCUGCCAUGUGGAACCCAUCCAUCUUCAGAAAAGAGGGUCUUUUCCCCUUGAAGGAAGUCAUGCAAGAUUACAUCAAAUAUGCAGUGAGAUAUGAUAAUCACUAUACCAACACAAAAUACUGUUUGUGUCAGAUGUUAAGAGAACAGUUGGAAACUACUCAGGGUAAGAAGCUGCAUGCUGCACAGUCCACACAGGAGAUCUGUGAAGCCUUUGAAAUGGCUGACUUCUAUGAAGAAACAACAGCUAUUUUCGAAGCAAAGAAAACAUCUUUAGAAACUGAGACACAAGAUGAAGAUGACCAAAUGGAAGAUCCAGAUGUAAUAAAAAUGGCUGUUAGAUUUGACAAGCGAGAAUAUCCACCUCAGAUUACUCCAAAAAUGUAUCUUCUGGAAUGGUGUAGAAAAGAAAAGCAUCCUCAGCCUGUUUAUGAAACUGUUCAAAGACCAUUGGAUAGAUUAUUCUGUUCAGUAGUGACAGUAGCUGAGCAAAAAUACAGAUCAACUCUGUGGGACAAGUCAAAGAAACUAGCAGAACAGGCUGCAGCUAUUGUCUGUCUGAGAACAUUGGGUGUCCCAGAGGGAAAGCUGUGUGAGGGAGAGACUCACCUGAUUAACAAACGCAAGAGGGAAGACCGGGAGUGCUUGAAUAACAGAGACCAUGGAGAAGAUCUUUCUGAGCCUUCCCAUAAAAAAGCUAAUAUUAUUGCAGAAACUUCUGACAUGAAUGUGCCUAAGAUGCCACGAUAGCAUGGAAAUUAGAGGUUUCAUGCCUAUGCAGCUACAAAUUAGCUCCUAUUUGUAUAUCUUGCUGUUCACCUUUCGUUUGUAUUCUCUUGAAGACAGAUAAAUUCCCCAGUUGUGAAAAAUGCCAAUGAGAUGUUUACUGUUCACCACUCACUGUCCCUACGGUGCCUUUCAGACAGGAUAAAUUAGCAACUUGAUUUUAAAGAACAUUGAGAAGAUUAUCCCAAAUAAUAAAUUUUAAAAUACCAGAUAUUUUGAAAGCAAUUUUGUCAUUGGUUUUAUUACUUGUUUUUUAUUUUUACAAGUCUACGGUGUGCUGCUAAGAGAUGUAUGAAUACAUCAUCCAUAAGCAGAUGGAUUCAUUAUGGAACUAUGUAGUUAAUCAGAAGAAUUAAUGUAGAAGAAUAUUAGUAGCCAAGUAGACAUGGUUUUGUCUAAUGAGUUUUAUGCAUAUCUUAUAAGCUUUAUUUACACCCAUCAUAUAUCAAGGAAAAAGUUUUUUGCAGAGAGGACUUAGAAAUUAUAACACUAAGCAUGAAAAUAACAUUCUUUCAUAAUUUCUACUACAUUUUACACUCCAGAAAUAUGACAAUAGAAUUAACCAUCCUUUCCUGGUCUUAGGUAUUACAAUUGUGCCUUUCCAGUAGAGAACUGGAGCCAAGCCUGGUAGCCAUGAAUUUGUUGAAUGAAGGCACUUUGAGCUGUUUUGUUCUUUUGAACGUGGAAGUUCUAGUAAAUGUCUACAUGUAUAUUACCUGCAAUAAUGGGCAUCCAAAUAUGGCCUUGUGUGUUUGUUCUUGAAAUGUGACCUAGUUUGCCUUAGUAUUUAGCUGCUGGUGAUACUGGUGGCCUUAAUCAAAGGCUCAUGUUCUCUUCUUAAUUUGCCAUCAUCAUAACUUCCUAUUAAAGUAAACUAUAAGGACAUGCUAUAUGCCAAGAGAGGACACAGACCUAGUCUGAUUUCAUGGCAAUUCAGCUGAGCUUGUCUGAUUUCAUUUAGAGUUUUGAAUCCCCAAAAGAAUGUCUUAAUGGAUUAAGAGAAUUCAGGGAUUUUGGUUAUUAACAGUUUAUUGAAAUGGUGGUUUAGUUUCCCUCAACAGGGUAAGGCAUCUUAAGAUUAUCAAUUCUGGUCUGAAGACAGGGACAUCAUGCCAUGAUCUCUAAAGUAUUUGGUAUAAAGAAUAUACAAAAUACAAUUCAUUUGGAUGUAGUUCAUAAAUAGUCUUCCUAUUUAAAAAUUUGAAUCUUUUUCCUCAAGUGAUAGUGCCAGCGUUAAACCAUUCUUUUACAAUGGAAGAACGGUAUCUCACCAGAUAAUAUUCAGACUUACGAAAUUAAAUACAUGUGUAUUCAUAUUUAAAAUGUCUGCUGUUUAAAUCAGAGUAAUUUAUAGUAAAUGUAUACAGUCUAAGAAGAAAGUUUUUCUUGUUCAUUUUGUACAUUGCAGUAAAUGCAGUUAAAUAUACUUAGAUUUGAUAUAACUUUAAUGCUAGAAUUUUACUCUGAAGCAGCAAAAGAAUUUGCAGUAUUAAUCAGGAAUUUCAGAAGUAGCCAUUUUCCUAUUGAGAGUGCUAUCUGGAUAUCUUGUUUUUGUCAGGACUAUUUGGAGCCAUCAUAGAAUAAUAGAGAAAAAGUCAUUCUUAGGUCCUGCUAGCAGUGUGGCUUGCAAGGUCUAAUAUCAUAGAAUGUUUGAGCUUGAAAGGGACCUCUGGAGAUCCCGUCUGGUCCAACCCCCUUGCUCAAAGGAGGGUUAGCUAGGGCAAGUUUCCCACAACUGUGUCUAGCUGGGUUUCGCGUGUCUCCAAGGAUUGAGACUCCAGCCACAACCUUUCUUGGCAACCUGUUCCAGUGUUUGAUCACCCUUACAGGAAAAAAAAAGUGGUUUUUUUCCUUCUUGUGUCUACGUGGAAUAUCCUUUAUUUCAAUUUGUGCCCAUUGUCUCUUGUCCUGCCACUUAGAAGGAUCUGGCUUCAUCUCUUGUCAUCAUUGUCUGUCUAAAAUUAAAAUUGAAUCUUUGGAUAAACCCCAA